UACACGCACAACUACACCGACCGUUUUAAUGGAAAGGAUUUGUCCAACCAAAAGUAUCCUAUUCCGCUUAGUAGCGCUCGAGAGCGACAGCAGCGACGACAUUGGUAAAAGCAUGGCAUCCGUCGGGAAAUAAAGGAAAACUCGCCGCCUGCUUUUCUCCGCAUAACACCAACACACGUUCUGUGAGUGUUCUCAACUAACUGCGUGUUCUCUCGCUCCUGCUCUGCACACACACACGACCGGAGCGCAGGGGGGUUGUUCUUCUCCGAGGGAGGAACAUGUCAAUACUGGCUGCUCUGCUGGUGGCUGGUGGAAAUCGCCAUUGAAACUUUGCUAAGCUAAUCCUUGCCGAGAGUCCCGUCGCGUACGGUCGGUCGGGUUGUCUUUUCUCUGGUUAAAGUGCGGAAAUUUGCGAAAGUGCGUCACUCGAGGUUGUUGAAAGUGUCCAAAAUCGGGUUUUUCCGCGCGAUUACACACGAAUUGUGCGGAUUUGUGCUGGCAGACGGGCUGGGAAAAGGAAAAAUCGAAGGAAAAAGUGCACAAUACAGUGCAGGAGAAGGACUCUGCCCCUUCACGGAUUCGCGGUGCUCGGCUCUCGGCGCUCCGAUGGUUCUCCUCGCGUAUACGUAGAAUAUUGAUUUUUCAAAUAAGGUGGAGAAUUCAAGACACUGAAUACGAGUGUUUUGAAGGGUUUUAAAGUGCGACACGACCAGAAUCGGAUACAAAUUAGUGGCCAAAAUGUUGGAAAUUCCAGGCGAAGGCAGUGAUUGAUGGAAUCGUGGAAGAUGUGCCAGUGAAAUUCGAUUAUCGAUACGCGUCAGAGGAAUCAAAUGAAUCGUGUGACUUCUGUUGCAAUCGAAGAAAGAAGGCGGUGAAAUUUGUGUCUAGUUUCAUUGGGCUAUUUCGUUUGGAUUAGAAGAAUACCAUCGUAGCAGGCUGGUUUAGUGAAUGGAAGAAAAGCGGGCGGCCAACUAAGAUCAAUCUAUCCAUCCACUGAAGUAAAAUGAGCAGAGAAGUGCAGAAGGAAAAUAGUACCCCUUCCAACGAGGCUCAUCAAUAUGUGGGGCCAUAUCGUCUGGAGCGAACGCUGGGGAAAGGUCAAACUGGCCUCGUAAAAUUAGGAGUACAUUGUGUCACCGCGAAAAAAGUAGCAAUUAAAAUUAUCAACCGGGAAAAGCUCAGUGAAUCAGUGCUGAUGAAAGUGGAGCGAGAAAUAGCUAUAAUGAAACUAAUUGACCACCCACACGUCCUUGGCCUGACGGAUGUCUAUGAAAAUCGGAAGUACUUAUAUCUGGUGCUGGAGCACGUUUCCGGUGGCGAGCUGUUCGACUAUCUGGUGAAAAAGGGACGGCUCACGCCCAAGGAGGCGCGGAAGUUCUUUCGGCAAAUCAUCUCUGCGCUGGAUUUCUGCCAUUCGCAUUCAAUAUGCCAUCGGGAUCUGAAGCCGGAGAAUCUCCUCCUCGACGACAAGAACAACAUCAAAAUAGCGGACUUUGGAAUGGCCUCACUGCAGCCGGCAGGAUCGAUGCUGGAAACGUCCUGCGGUUCUCCGCAUUACGCCUGCCCGGAAGUGAUUAGGGGUGAAAAGUACGAUGGCCGACGGGCGGAUGUUUGGUCUUGCGGUGUGAUCCUGUACGCCCUGCUGGUCGGUGCGCUACCCUUCGACGACGAUAACCUCCGGCAGCUGCUCGAAAAGGUGAAAAGAGGAGUGUUUCACAUUCCACACUUUGUGCCACCCGACUGCCAGAGCCUGCUCAAGGGCAUGAUUGAAGUCAAUCCGGAAAAGCGACUGACGUUGUCGGAAAUCAACAAGCACCCCUGGGUAACCGCUGGCGGCAAGGGGGAACUGGAACUGGAGCUGCCCAUGAUGGAGGUCGUCCAAACGCACGUAAUCCCCAACGCCACCGCCGUGGAUACGGACGUUCUCAAUGCAAUAUGCUCGCUCGGUUGUUUCAAGGAAAAGGAUAAACUGAUCCAGGAGCUGCUUAGUCCUAAUCAUAAUACAGAGAAGGUGAUCUACUUCCUAUUGCUAGAUAGAAAAAGACGACGACCGGCCGUCGAGGAUGACGAAGACGUUCUGCGGCCUCGGAAUGAUAUCAUAGAAAUUGCCGACCCGCCCCGGAAACGACUGGACACGUGCAGGAUCAACGGUAGCAGUAGUCUCUCCUCCUACGGUCAGAUUAGCGAAGGUUCUCCGCUGACCUCCCGGCGGCAGACCUUCAACAAUGGCCGCAGCCACAGCAGUAGUAGGCGAUCUCCGUCGUCGGUACCGCUGUCGCGAAGCUCAUAUCAAAGCCCUACCCGAGGGGUGCCGGUGAACUCCAGCCAGCCGCUCUCUCAACUGCAUCCUCCAUCCUCUCCGAACUCGGUAGUGAAUCGACACGCGAACUACGCGUGUCGAGAUAGAAAGUCUCAAAUGAUCGAAUCUUCGUCACCGGUCCAUCAUCGAGCCAAUUCCGGACCGGCAAUCACCGUGGGUCUGUUUUCGGAAACCGAUUCCAAUAAUAUGACAUCCUCAAUAAACGCAAUUCCUGGAUCUCCGAUCUUGGGUGGUCCGCAGAACCUAUCGGCCGUCAACACCGGUAGUCAACUGUGGAAAACUCGGUUGACAAACAUCAAGAAUAGUUUUCUCGGUAGCCCCAAAUUCCACCGGAGGAAACUUCAAAUUUCCAACGAAGAAGUGCACCUUACACCAGAAUCUUCGCCCGAGUUGACGAAAAAGUCCUGGUUCGGUAACCUGAUGACCACCGAGAAGGACGAAACGUUUACGGUGCUCGUCAAGGGAAAGCCUCUGGCGACGGUCAAAGCCCAUCUGAUUCAUGCCUUUUUGUCGAUGACCGAGCUGUCGCACAGCGUGCUUUCGCCGAUGUCCUUCCGGGUGGAGUACAAGCGCGGUGGCACCGGGCCAACCAUGUUCCAACGGCACGUCCGGAUACAGGUCGACAUCAACACGAUCUGCAAGCAGGGCGACGUGAACGAUAUGCUGUUCGCCAUCACGUUCACGCUGAUCUCGGGCAACAUCCGUCGCUUCCGGCGUAUCUGCGAGCACAUCCAGGCGCAGGUGUGCUCCAAGCGCUACCCGGCGGCGCUGGCCAGUCCAACGAAUCAACACAACAACAAGGUUUCCACGACAACGGUCGCCGAGAGCAUAUCGUGCGGGUCGGAUUCGAGCGAUCGGGUCAACUACAACAAACACGAGUCGGACAUAGAACCGGAGACGUUCUACGAUAAUUCCAGCAUCGGUAAGGCUCGGCGAUCCUCCGCUACGUCAUCCAACAAGAACUCGGUGUCGUCCGACGAGAUUGAAAUCAAAACUGUGCGAUCAAGCUCGGAGUCAACCGAACGCGACCGUGAGCGCACCGCUGAACGAACGGCGGCAAUGUCUGGUAGCGCGUUAGUAUGAGAGUUAUUUCUCUGAUAGGAUUUACCGAACACCAUUCCCCUCGACGGUGACGAUUCGGUCGAGUCCCAGUCCAGAAAUGAGCCACUACAGCAGCAGCGGCCAGAUCCCUCGUCACCGUCGGUGGUGGCGGCAGAUGCAGAACCUACUAGCGACACUAUUACGCUAUCCGUAUCUACUGCUAGUACUGAUCCUAUUGCUCCUACCUGCGAUUCCACGCGCUUUGUCCAACCUAACACUCCGAGUGAUGAAACCUCACAUCCGAACACAAACUGAACGAAGUAGGCGAACGAGCGAGCAGGUUUAUCAAGCGAAAAUAAAACACUCAUCAAAGUUGGCUUGAUGUUUUUUUGGAAUAACAUCUAAAACCACACCCUAACAAAGUAAAACAUAUUCAUUUCAUACAGAAUAUAUGAUCCUCAAAUCCGAUCCACGUAAAUAGACCAUCCCAUCCAUCGUAGCAGAUUCAAGGAAUUGAUUUUCUACGGUCAAAAAUCAUCACCCAAAAUCAUGAUGUAAUAUGCAAUCUGAUCUCCAAAACAAAACAAAAGUUGAACAUAAGCUCCAAACGAACAAACAGGUCUAAGUCAAUUCGGCUUUCUAGAACGCGUUAAAAGGCAACGUUAAACUAUUUUCACUUUCAAUACAACACACGUUAUUGGAAACACAUUCUUUGAACUAAAAACUUACAGCUUUUCAGCGCAAGAUCAAAAGAUUAGGAAACGACAAAAUUACAGAAAAAUUACAAUAAACCCUACAGCAGCGGAACGCAUUACACAAACAGGGAUGGAGAAGGUUUAAAACUGUAGAUCCGCAGCGCUUGACUUGGUAAUGAACAACUAAACGGCACAUGUACACGUUAGCAUAGCGACGAAAAGGAUGAACAAAACGUAAUAAACUAUUUUUUAAAAGGAAAAAUGUUUACCAAGCAAAACAAACUAGCCAAUUUUACUACAAACAACAUGAUUAUUGCAACAUUAAAGGUAAAUCGCAACGGAGUUUAGUGCUGAUGAUACCAGCAAGAGCUAAUGAACAUAGCUGGCUUUGAGAAACCAUGGCAUGCUACGCACAUUCACUCACUUUACGAAAACGAAAUAUUUCUAGUGGACAUCGGCUGCACGGACACACAUACAUACACACUCACAGACACAUACGGAACAAGCAGGAGCAAAAGGCUGUAACAAGCAGGCAUCAUGAUUCAUGGUAAAUCAAAUUCGGAGAAAAAAAAAUACUUGGACGUUUUAUACGAACUUAUCGAACACCCAAAACAACUCGAGAUUUCAUCCGCUUCAGUGAAAGCAGGGAGACGAAAACAAGGCUUGAUCAUUCAGUAAAAUAUGCAAAAACUGAUGCAAUUAUCCGGAUAGGAGCGUAACCAAAGCGUAAUUUAAAUAAUCACAAUAGUAAACGAACGUAAAACCACAUUUAAUAUGCAAAUUAUAGGAGUGGAAUUGCUUUUCGAUGAACUUUUUUCUUUCUUAUUUAUGAUUGUAUGAUGAUUUAGAGCUUGUGUAUUCCGCUUAGUGAAACCAACCAUGGCCGAUUGUCGGAGAAGAAUCAAACAACUAAACGCUUAUUAGUUUUUACGCUGAAACAAUGACACUAGAAAAAAAAAAAACAAAAUACAAUGAUUGAUGAAAUGUCGGCUUAUCUAGAAAACAGCAGCAACCAUAAACUAAAGGUGGCGAAACAAUUGCAGCAUACAGAUAUUAAUCAAACAUCGCUUAGUUAGUAUAAACUUUCAACCUAAAUCGACGAACAAAGUAAGCCCAAAAAUUCCAUUACACGCGUUUAGAACAACAAUACUAGUAGUAAAUACACAUUCAUAAAACACAAACACACUCAACCAUACACACA
Aedes albopictus (Asian tiger mosquito) is the source of this 5257-nucleotide messenger RNA. It is a transcript of the gene sff, whose product is annotated as serine/threonine-protein kinase BRSK2. The transcript has 14 exons. Gene Ontology annotation, biological process: microtubule cytoskeleton organization; protein phosphorylation; intracellular signal transduction. Gene Ontology annotation, molecular function: protein serine/threonine kinase activity; ATP binding; tau-protein kinase activity. The record is from RefSeq and is a predicted model, not a curated record. NCBI's taxonomy places the organism in Eukaryota, Metazoa, Arthropoda, Insecta, Diptera, Culicidae. Gene Ontology annotation, cellular component: cytoplasm. Bases 1004 to 3403 code for a protein of 799 amino acids.